AUGGACACUGAAGAUCGGCUGGUCAGCGUGCUUCCUAUCCGCUACUCGAACGCGCUGUUGCCAAACGUCCACAUUCACCAAUAUCCGCUAUUGACGCGCCCGCUGCAAGUACCGCCAUCUGCCUCAGCCAGUGGAAAACGUAUCAAGGCACGCAUCAAGCGCGGAGUACGCAGACUCGAGGUGCAUGUGCCUGUGGACACGCGUCCAGAGGUGUGGAACGGCGAGCGGUCGAAGGAACUUGGCCAUGCGCGGGUCGAGGAUGACAGAGAGAAGAACCAGGAGCUGCCGAAGAUGAAGCAGCGGGAGGGGGAGGAGCCCCGCCUGAGCGAGGUGCGCAUGCGGAGCGAGCAGAUACCGGAGAUGGGGACCUACGUGCUGGGAAUCGUCCGAGAUGGCCAACUGCACCUGCACCCAAUUAACGAGGUGCACCAAUUCCGGCCCACGCUGACGUACAUGGACGUGCUGUCGCGGAAGAGUCGACGACACCGACCAGGCGGGGAGUCGGACGAGGAGUCGGAUGAGGGCCCGCCUCCGGACCCUGACGAACCUGUCCCUGCGCCGGCGCUGAAGAAAGUGAAGAAGCCCACGGCGGACGCGAAGGAGGUCCAGGUGGCUGUCCGGAAGUCGGGAGAUGAUAGAAGCGUGCAGUUUCAGGGAGGCUUAAGUGCUGUGAGGAGGGAGAUGCUGACAAUGAUUCACGCGGAAGAGGACGAAAAGUGGGAGGAUUAUGAGUAUUGCGAUGGAGAGGCUGAAGAGUCCAACAUUGCCUUCGAGGCUGUUUUCUCACAUAGCAAUGAGGAGCUGCAGUGUACGACGGACGUCACGAGCGUACUGAAAGAAAUUCCUGGGUUGUAG
Messenger RNA from Laetiporus sulphureus 93-53, 855 nucleotides. RefSeq lists its product as uncharacterized. Gene Ontology annotation, cellular component: RNA polymerase III complex; nucleus. Gene Ontology annotation, biological process: DNA-templated transcription. Bases 1 to 855 code for a protein of 284 amino acids. The record is from RefSeq and is a predicted model, not a curated record. The transcript is spliced from 3 exons. NCBI's taxonomy places the organism in Eukaryota, Fungi, Basidiomycota, Agaricomycetes, Polyporales, Laetiporaceae.